Molecule: messenger RNA, 2501 nt
Organism: Lobosporangium transversale
Lineage: Eukaryota; Fungi; Mortierellomycota; Mortierellomycetes; Mortierellales; Mortierellaceae
Exons: 6
Coding region: 286-2223 (645 amino acids)
Source: RefSeq, a predicted model, not a curated record
CUCUUUUCUCAAUAGUCUUUUCUAUUUCUCUCUUAUUCUUAUCUUGGCUCCAGACUUAAACACUUACACUCAAUAUUUUAUCAGUAAGAACCAUCUUUUUUCCCGUUUGGAAAAGCACACAGACACAUCAACGGAUUUUUGAGUGUUAUUCCAACUGACACCUGAUCUGGGUUAUUGUUUCCACAUUCAAACUCCCACGCAAAGAAAGAAAACUAAUUCAAUUCUCUCUUCCACUUCUUUGUUUUUCAUCCUUAUUCAGUCCCUUUGCUUACCUCCCCAUCCAUCAUGUCCAUGGCAAGCUCCCUCAGACCACCUCAAGCAGGAAAAGCCUAUCAAGGUCUUGUGAGCAGUCGACCGAGCGAUCAAAUGUCGGAUGUCUCUUCGAGCUUCAGUGAGUCCGCCCGUCAUCGUCAGUCUAAGAAGGAUGAGGCUAUUCGCCGUAAAAUUGAACAAGAGCUGUCCAAGAAGCGCCACAGCUCUCGCAAGGCCAAGCAGACACAAAAAGUCAUGGCAGGCACUGUCUCGGCCUUGCGUGUCUCCCAAGCUUUGACGGUCUCAGAGUCUAUCACUGUAACAGAGGCAUCUCAGAACAUGGCUGCCAAGCGUGCCGAUUGUGUCCUCGUCAUUAACGACGAGGAGCACCUAUCAGGUAUCUUUACGGCCAAGGACCUGGCCUUCCGUGUUGUCGCUGCUGGUCUUGAUCCCCGUUCGACUCGUGUGGUAGAUAUUAUGACCCCUAACCCCAUGGUUGUUACAACUGACCGCAGUGCAACUGAUGCCCUGAAUCUUAUGGUUCAGAGAGGCUUCAGGCAUUUGCCCGUACAAAACGAAGAUUCAGAAAUUGUUGGUCUCUUAGAUAUUACAAAAUGCUUGUACGAAUCCUUGUCAAAGAUGGAGAGGGCAUAUGGACAGUCUAAGAAGCUUUACGAUGCUUUGGAGGGUGUAGACAAGGAAUGGGGUGGCAUGCAGAACAUGGCAAUGAUUCAAUACAUGGAGACUCUCAGAGAGAAGAUGAUGUGUCCUGACCUAAGCUCUGUCCUUGAUGGCUCACCUGCUGCCGAGGUUAGCGUUAAGGCUACUGUCAAGGAGGCUGCCAAGCUGAUGAAAGAGCGUCGCGUUACUGCUGUUUUGGUCAUGGACCAGAACGGCAUCGAUAUUGCCGGGAUUUUCACAUCCAAGGACAUUGUCCUUCGUGUCAUUGCUGCUCAAUUGGAGCCCAGCAACUGCAGCGUGGUCCGUGUCAUGACACCCCAUCCUGACACUGCUCCGCCAUCGAUGACCAUUAUGGAUGCCUUACGCAAGAUGCAUGAUGGCCAUUACCUCAACCUGCCUGUCGUUGAAGAGGAUAAAGAAAUUGUUGGAGUUGUUGAUGUUCUCAAACUCACCUAUGCUACCAUGGAGCAAAUUAAUUCAAUGAACUCAAAGGAUUCAGAAUCAGGGCCCAUGUGGAGUCAUUUCUGGAAUUCUGCAACAAUGGGUGAUGGUGAGGAAGGAUCUGUGGUCUCAGAGUCAAUGGCGCCUUCAUCAAUUAUGUCACCCAGUCUUGCAGCCUCACCUAGCAGCCAUCAAGCUAUGCAGCCCUUCCCUGGUGAGAUCUUUCCCAAUGAAUCAGCCUCAGUUGUCGCAGAAGAUCGCAGUGAGCUGAUCCAUAAGCAAAUUGAGGAGGAGAGCACAACCUUUGUGUUCAAGUUUAAAUCGCCUGUUUCAAACACGGUACACCGCUUUACUGCCGAUUACACUGACCUGAACCGUCUCAGGGAUACUAUUUUGGAAAAGGAACCCUUCGGACCUGAAUCAGAUCCUAGUCAGAGCGCCCUUCUUGCUGAAUUCAACAUUUCAUACAUGGAUGACGAGCAGGACUAUGUGAUGAUGACCUCAGAUGCAGAUUUGGCGGACUCAGUUGCGAUUGCUAAGAAGCAAGGUCAUAACCGUGUUAUGCUCUAUGUCUCAGACCCGAGAGCAUCUCAAGUUCUUCCUGCUGUGACAGUGCCACCAGCCGCAGCAGCCCCUGCUGCUAUGGCAGCCGUGCCUGCGCCUGUUGCUAUACCAGAGGAGCCUGUCGAAAUUCCUAAGCCAACAGUUCCUGAGGAGCCUAAGAAGCAACCUUCCGAGUUAAAGAAAAUAUUGGAUUCAAUCCCUGAUGAGUAUCUUCUUCCUGGUGCCUUGGUAACUCUAUCUGUCACCGUUCUUGCUGUCUUUGCCAUUGCUAGAUUAGCCAAGUAAAGAAGGAUUAAGCGCUGUAUCGCAGCUCCACGAAGCAGUCAAGCAAUCAGCAUCAUUCGAAUUUCCUGGAUACCCUUCGGACACUCCUUGGAUAACAUCACUUUCAUGUAUUCCAAUUUACUUCACAUACUUCCUCUUCAUGGGAUCAACAUUAAAAGCAUAGGACUCUUUAUAAGCAUCGCUAUGCGAACGAAAAAUUAGACUUUUUUUAACAUUCACAAUUACAUUUACACCCAUAUUCAUAUUUGGAAUACAAAAAAAAAAACACAUAAAAAGAG